Rhododendron vialii is the source of this 504-nucleotide messenger RNA. RefSeq names its product classical arabinogalactan protein 9-like. The coding region runs from base 1 to 504 and encodes 167 amino acids. The record is from RefSeq and is a predicted model, not a curated record. The transcript has 2 exons. NCBI's taxonomy places the organism in Eukaryota, Viridiplantae, Streptophyta, Magnoliopsida, Ericales, Ericaceae.
AUGUCAGUGCUCGAAUCCGGUACAGGGCAGGGUACCCAUUCCCCUGCAUCAUCGCCCAUUGCCACCCAUUCGCCGCCGCCCGCCUCCCCGGCACCCAAAUCGCCGGUGUCAUCGCCGCCAUCGGCCGCCACUCCCAAGAUCUCCCCCUCUGCUCCUCCGGUGCACCCACCCGCGGCUCCUACCCCAGCUCCCGCUACACCAGCGAAAACCCCGGUGAGCACCCCGGCACCGGUUCCGUCUACUUCUCCGGUAUCUUCGCCGCCGGCUGUAACUCCGGUGGCGGAUGUCCCGGCAAUCGCUGCGACCCCCACGGUCCCGGGAACACCGGCAGAGGCGCCGGAGAUUUACCCAUCGAGCAGUAGCCCACCAAGCCCAUCGCCGGCGAGUUCAUCGCCGGAGGUUGCUCAGGAUUCUGCUGGUGAUGCGUCGGGUUCGGGUUCCUUGAAUGGUGCUCGGGUCAUUUUCAGUUGUUUGGGUCUUUGGGCUGUUUUGGCCAUAGAUUAA